UCGUCAUGGAUUUAAUGCUUCACCUUCUCAGCCACGCGAACACGAUCCAAGCGGAAGAAAUGGCGUCGUCGUCCUCGUCGCGAACUCUGCUCACUGAGCGGCGCCUUCCUCUCCUCCUCAGCUUCUUCCUCCUCAUCCUCGCGAUCCUCCUCCUUCUUUUCUCCUCCUCCAGUUCGUUCAAUUACUUCCCCUCCGCCAAGGAUCUCCUUCCUUCCCCCUCCCGAUCGUCCCCUCUCCCGCCGAUCUCGAAGCCGGAGCUCCCAUCGAAUCCUACCUCCGUAGAGGACUUCGAUGAAACGGAGGCGGACCGCGACAAUGGAGAUGCGGCCGACGAGGAGGAUGUCGGAGGCGGCGGGGGCGAAGAGGAAGUGAAUAUCAAAUGGGAGGUUUGUAAGGGUGGUAAGACGUUCCAAGCGGCCGAUUACAUUCCGUGCCUGGAUAAUUGGAAUGCCAUCAAGAAGCUCAAGUCACGGCGACACAUGGAGCACCGGGAGCGGCAUUGCCCCAAGCCCAGCCUCAGGUGUCUUGUGCCGCUGCCGUCGAGGUACAAGGUGCCGGUUCCAUGGCCCAAGAGCAGAGACAUGAUUUGGUAUGAUAAUGUUCCUCACGCCAAACUCGUUGAAUAUAAGAAAGACCAAAACUGGGUACGGAGUUCUGGUGAUUACCUGGUUUUCCCUGGAGGUGGAACUCAAUUUAAAGAUGGCGUUUCUAAAUACAUCAAGUUCAUUGAGCAGAAUCUUCCAGCCAUCAAUUGGGGAGGGCACACAAGGGUUGUCCUUGAUGUUGGCUGUGGUGUUGCAAGCUUUGGUGGAUAUUUAAUGGAUAGGAAUGUUAUUACUAUGUCUUUUGCGCCAAAAGACGAGCACGAAGCUCAGAUACAAUUUGCAUUAGAGCGUGGGAUUCCAGCCUUUUUAUCAGUAAUUGGAACUCAGAAGCUGCCAUUUCCUGACAAUGUAUUUGAUUUGAUUCAUUGUUCACGCUGUAGAGUCCACUGGGAUGGAGAUGGUGGGAAGCCACUGUUGGAGCUCAAUAGGAUUCUUAGACCUGGAGGUUUUUUUGUUUGGUCUGCAACACCUGUUUACCGUGAUAAUGCGAGGGACCAAACCGUCUGGAAGUCAAUGGUAGCAUUGACAGAGUCUAUUUGCUGGAAGACAGUCAAGAAAUCCAUGUAUUCUUUGGGUAUUGGAGCUGUAAUAUAUCAGAAACCAAUCUCAAAUUCUUGCUAUGAGAAGCGAGUUGAAAACAAUCCACCUUUAUGUAAUGAGAAAAAUAGAGCUGGUAUUUCAUGGUAUGCUCCCCUUGAUAGUUGUCUUCCCCGCAUAUCAGUUGGGAGAACAGACAUACAAAACAGUUGGCCUGCCUCCUGGCCUGACAGGCUCAACGUUGGCUCAAGCAUAUCAGAAGAAAAUGCCACUCUUGACACAAAGCACUGGGAAAAGAUUGUAAAUAAUAGAUAUUUGCAAGAUCUUGCUAUCGACUGGUCCAACAUACGAAACGUGAUGGAUAUGAAUGCUGGUUAUGGGGGAUUUGCAGCAGCACUAGUUAACCAGCCUCUUUGGGUGAUGAACAUUGUACCUGCAAAUGGUCCAGACACUCUGGGGAUUAUCUUCGAUAGAGGACUUAUUGGAGUUUAUCAUGACUGGUGUGAAUCUUUGAAUACAUAUCCUAGGACAUAUGAUCUGCUACACUCCGCAUUUUUAUUUGAGAAUCUGAAAAAGAGGUGUGAUAUCCUAGAUGUUGCUGUCGAAAUGGAUCGUAUAUUGAGACCUGGUGGAUGGGUCUUGAUUCAGGAUACUGCAGCGAUGAUCAAAAAGAUGCGUCCCAUACUGCACUCUCUUCAUUGGAACACCACUCUCCACAAAAAGCAGAUUCUUGUUGGCAAAAAAAGUUUCUGGCGCCCAAAUGAAACAUCUACCUAACAACCUUGAGAUCCUUAAUCAUAUCAAAUCUCUCUGCCAGAUUUGUAUUUUCAGCAGCAUCCUGCAAAGGCAACAAUCGGAACUCCUAGGUGCUUCCUGUUGCAGAGCAUCAUUUGGAUCGACCUGUCAAUAUAUUUUCUAGAACAUGAAAUUGUAUUUGGUUGAGGUGAUUUCUUUCCCAUAUAUUUUUUUUUCUGUCUUUAGCUAACUACAAACUUAAAAUUAUGAGUUGCUAGUUAGUUGUUGGAUCUUUCCAUGUUAAUAAUUUUUGUUGGCACUAUAUUUGCUUAGUUUUGAAUGGCACGGAACAUUAUUAGCGAUACUACUUUGCAUAUUAAACUUAAAUCAAGUUUAUCGACAAGAUAAGAUCCACAUAGCUAAUUCUAAAUAGUUACGAUACGAGAGCUAUAUCAGUUUGACGAUGAUCCAAUAAACCACUUGGAUUUAGCAAAGUUAUUUUAAAAAAAAUAAAUCCCAUUCAUUAUCCUUUGAACUCUUGGAUAACAAUUGUGGUACUCUAAGCCUAUUAUUUUGAUGCUGAAGAAAAAUCCAUGUUGACUAAUCAAUGAGAAGUCAACGUAGACAUGAACUUUUAAAAAUCUACUUCAACCAUCCCUUUCAUUUAGUUAUUAUCAUCCAUUUGAAAGAUCAGUUCAAGGAAAUGUAACUACAAUUUUUCUAAGACAAAUAAUUGAAGGCAAAUUCAUGUUGCUUCUCAACAUUAACUCAUUUAGUUACUGUCAUCCAUUUUCUUCUACAAAAGUCUAAAGAUGUCUACUUCCAGACACUGAUAAUUUAGUUAAAAUCCACAUGGGAUGCUUUCAAAGUUGAAUUGGGAAUUCUAAAUUAACUUGGCUAGUUGUAUCAAGGAACAUGCUAUGAAUAUGAUCGAAUUUUAAUUUGUAUUUGAUCCAUCUGAUAAAGACUAAAAACAUUUAGCUUGAUAAAGCAAUCCACUAGCUCAUGAGAGCACGCGGCUG
Messenger RNA from Zingiber officinale, 2899 nucleotides. Its product is annotated as probable methyltransferase PMT23. Gene Ontology annotation, molecular function: methyltransferase activity. The coding region runs from base 6 to 1919 and encodes 637 amino acids. NCBI's taxonomy places the organism in Eukaryota, Viridiplantae, Streptophyta, Magnoliopsida, Zingiberales, Zingiberaceae. The record is from RefSeq and is a predicted model, not a curated record. Gene Ontology annotation, cellular component: endosome; cytoplasm; trans-Golgi network. The transcript has 9 exons.